Molecule: messenger RNA, 2364 nt
Organism: Misgurnus anguillicaudatus (oriental weatherfish)
Lineage: Eukaryota; Metazoa; Chordata; Actinopteri; Cypriniformes; Cobitidae
Gene: atxn7l2b
Product: ataxin 7-like 2b
Source: RefSeq, a predicted model, not a curated record
GAAAUCUCCCAGGUCCUAGCGCUCUGCCAAAAUAUAAUUACGCUUAAAUAUGUCUGGUCUUAAAAAACAAAUUGUAAUUUUCCGAAAGUGAGUUAUUGGUUAUCUAUAUCAUGUAUAUUAGAUGAAUGUUGUGAUGGCUUUAAUGCCCGAGGACGAUUAGUUGAGUGUGCGAUUAGUUGAGCUGACACAAGACCGACAGGAAGUAACGUUAAAGGUGGAGAUGAAUUUUAGGGCCAUCUGUGGCAGAAUGCAGCAAACUUGGGAAGAAAAGAAUCGAAACCAUGACUCUCAAAAAGGAAGACAUGUCUAUAUAUGGCCACUGCCCAGCACACGAUGACUUCUUUUUGGUGGUGUGCUGUCACUGUGGUCAGGUGGUGAAACCACAGGCUUUUGAGAGGCAUUGUGAGCGACGGCAUGGCCCCUUGAGCAAGCUCUAUCGCCCUCCAUCCAGUUGCUCUCCAGACCGGCCCCAGCAAGGGAGACCUCCCUCCCAGCACCCUGGCAUUUGUGCGGGUCAAGACAAAAGGUGCCAGGAUGCUGGACCCCCACGAGUCCCACCACCUCACUCUCCACACCAGUGCCGCUCCACACCACAGUGUGAAGGACAUAGUCCUCAACUGGUGGAUAAAAUUUCCAAUGAAGUCCCUCCAUCAACUCCAAAAUUUUCCACCCCUAGUCCCAGGGACUCACUUUGGCAUCAGGGACCUACCCCACCAAAAGCAUCUUCACCAGCUGAGAAACCUCUCAAGAAAGGAUUGGACUCUCAUUCUCCCCUUCAUGGACCAAGAACAUACAGCAGCAGAACUUACAAAAAUGUCCUCAAGAAAGAUUGUGAUUUGGACAAACACUGUGGGGUGAUGGAUCCUGAAAGAAAUAAACUGUGCACCAGACUCCUUACAUGCAAUAUUCAUUCUAUUCACCAGCGCCGACAAGUGGCAGGGAGAAGCAAAGCCUUUGACCAACUUGUAUUGGAGCUAAAGAUGAACUCAAAGCCUCGAGAGCGCCCCCCUCUGCCCCACCCUGAGAACAGUGGGUCUCAGUUCACUCCUCUCCUCCACAAAUGCCAAAUAACUAACUCUUCUAUUCUCAGGUCAUUGACUUCAUCAGAAAGUGGUGUAGAUAUGGAGCAGAAGGUCAUGCGCUGUGAGGACACUCAGGUAGAGUCUCUCUCAGCGGUUUUCUCCAGUGAUGAGAGCGAUGAUGAGAACCGUGAGGAAUUCGCUCAUCUACCUGCAAGCAUCUGGCAUCCCAAACCCCUAGGGCUAUGUACUUUCGGGGCACGUGUACUCGGGCGUAGCGUGUUAGCGUUUGACCGAAGGCUGCUUCACCUGCGCUCAGCUUUCACUGUCAUGAUGGAUCAGCACCUCAGCACUUUUCUGUGGAAGAAAAUCCCUCGGGUGUCAGAACUAUGCUCUUAUCAACCCACAAACAGCUACAAUUCCCAUGAUGCCACUUCCAUCUCACGACGCGGCCAAAAAGCCUCUUGUCUCAGGACUACCACCUCAGGAAAAUCAGAGCCCCAGGGCACCAAACUUUUAAAAAAAGCCAAGUCAGUCUCAGGCCCCGGUCGGCCCCGCAACCCUAUGGGUCGGACCAGCAAGCAGUCUUUGCAGGCAACAUUCAGGGAGCUUCAGGAGACUCCCACAGCCAGCAAGCGGCUAAAGUCUCUACAAGACGAGGACUCUGAAAAGGCCACCAUCUUGUACACCCCUCACCACAAAGACCAGCAGCCUUCUUUGGCCAAAACAGCAAUUUCAUCUUCACAUGGCCCAUUCAAUGGCAGCAAAUCCCAUCUAUCAGUAUAUGGCACUGAAAUGAAGGGACUGAUCAAGCAAGGCUCCACCUAUGUGUCCACCCCCAUAACUCCUUCUGCUCCAUCAGAAUCUGAUAAUGGACUGAAUCAGAGGACUCUUGGAUAUGAGCCUAAAGGCAGAAAACGUAAAACCAGCUGUGCCUCUCCCCCCAAAAACACUUCAUGUAUCCCAAAAUCCAUCAUUCGCUCCUCUCUCUCCAAAACUCAUUCCAGUGUGGUGUCCUGGGGUGAGGAUGCCAGACUGGGUGCAAACUCCAACAGUUUGCCAAAGAAACUUGGUGCACAGAAGCCAAAGCUUCUUCACUGAGUGGGUCUGCCUUUAACUCCUCCAGAAGUGAAGGCUUACUGCCAUGUAAUUGCCACAGACAUUACACACAAGAUGAUAGAAAUGUUUGCAGUUCAGUCUAAGAUUGUGUAUGUGUAUUGCAUUUAUAUGUGAGUGAAUGUAUAGGUGGGUAACCUGCAAGUGAAUAUAGAUAUACCUCAAAGACCUUUAUGCUGCUAAACUGACUGUCCGAUAAUGAACUCUGAAAUAAAACAAAUCCAACAUA